AUGUCGACCACAAAGGCCUCAGUUGUAGAGGAGGAAUCCCACGUCGACCCGGCACCAGUUAAGAGGGGCUUCGGUGCUCGCCUCGCUGCCCAUUUCAAGAAAUGGUGGUGGGUACACUUGAUUAUAUUCAUCGCUUGUUUCCUAAUCAUCCUAUUGCCGGUUGUCUACGUCGCCUAUCCUAAGAUCGCACAAGAUGGCAUCACCGACUCGACCCUCAAUAUCACAGAGAUGAUCAUCAGCAACCCAACACCUGAAUCCUUCCACCUCGAGCAGAGACAAGUCAUCGGCACGCACAGCGCCUUCCACCCCAAGAUCUACGAAUUUGACUCCGCGGUCUCGCUGGCCGGCGCGGCGGAGCCUUUCGCUCAUGUCGCUGUCCCCUCCGUAAAGUCUAAGGACGGGGCCGAGCUUCACUUCGAGCAGACCGUUGAUCUGUCAGAUGCUUCUGCAUUCAAAGACUAUAACACUGCUGUUAUGUUGAAUGAGGAGGUUUCAAUGAAUAUUUACGGAAGACCCGGUCUGAAGGAAGGUGGUCUGCCCAAGACUACGGUUACUUAUAACAAGACUGUUGUUAUGAAGGGGCUGAACGGACUCAAGGGUUUCGACGUACCCAAGUUCAACAUCAUCUACCCACCGGACAAGAAGACCAAUAUCGGCAUGAACGGCACCGCCAUCAUCCCCAAUCCCUCUGUCAUGACCAUCACAAUGGGCAAUGUAACCAUGAACCUCGAACUAGCCGGCAGACCAGUCGGAACAACCUACCUGAACAACCUAGUCCUCAAGCCCGGUAACAACACCGUACCACUGAUCGGUGAAGUCGACCAAGCAUACAUCAUCUCCCUGCUCCUAUCAAAGAAAAACCCCUACAAAGACGGUAUCAUUCCCUUCGACAUCACUGGCAACUCAAGCGUGUAUGACGGCAAGGAAAUUCCGUACUUCACCAAGGCGCUGGCUGCAAAUACACUGCAUAUCAAGUUGGAUGUUGGUGCUGCGCUUAAGGUUGCCGGUGUUGAUCUU
Messenger RNA from Penicillium concentricum, 1017 nucleotides. Its product is annotated as DUF3712 domain-containing protein. NCBI's taxonomy places the organism in Eukaryota, Fungi, Ascomycota, Eurotiomycetes, Eurotiales, Aspergillaceae. The transcript has 4 exons. Gene Ontology annotation, cellular component: fungal-type vacuole membrane. The annotation marks the transcript as partial. The record is from RefSeq and is a predicted model, not a curated record.